AUGGCGAUUUCUGAUCUUCUCAAUCGCCGCAUGCGAGCGAAGCCUGAUGAUGAUGGUAAUGACGAGGAGGUUUACUCGCAGGGAUAUGGGUCAGAGCAAGAGCAGGACGAAGGUUCAGAUCAGUCGGAUGAAGAACGAGAUGACGAGGGUUCAGGGGAUGAAAUGAUGAACGACGAUGACGAUGACGAUGAUGGCGACGAUGACGAGGAAGACGACCAAGAAGACAUCCAAUCCUCCCUAAACAACAUCUCCUUCGGCGCUCUCGCAAAAGCCCAAUCCUCCAUGCCCUCCCGAAAAACCAAGCACGCAAAAUCCUCAACCGCAGAAGACGCAGACACCCAUCCCGCCAACCCCCUCGACGACAUCCGCGCGCGCAUCCGCGAAGCCCGCGAACAAAAACAGUCUUCCUCAUCCUCGAAGUCGUCAAAGAAAGACCUCGAAAAGCGCUCCUCCAAACACGCCCCCAUGGUCCAAUCCACCAAACGCGCUGUCACCCGAAGACGCACCAUCAUCGAGCCCCCCGCUACAGCCCGCUCCCGCGAUCCACGCUUCGACCCCACAGUCGUCGGCAAGAACACGCACAUGUCCGUCGACUCCUCCGAAAAAGCCUACGGAUUCCUAAACGAGUACCGUGCCAAGGAACUCAAGGACCUGAAAGACCAAAUGGCCAAGACAAAGGAUCCGUUCCAGAAGGAGAGGUUGAAGAACCAGGUGCGGUCUGCGACAGAUAAGUUGAGGGAAAUUGAGAACCGGAAGCGCGAGCAGAAGGUUCUGGCGGAUCAUAAGAGGAAGGAGAAGGAGUUAAUUAAGGAGGGGAAGAAGAGUAACCCGUACUAUAUGAAGAAAUCGGAAUUGAAGAAGGAGGUGAUUAUGCGGAAGUAUAAUGAGAUGAACUCGAAGGAUCGGACGAAGGCGUUGGAGAGAAGAAGGAAGAAGGUGGCUUCGAAGGAGAUCAAGGAGAUGCCUAUGGAACGGAGAGGGUUUGAGGGUGGUCCUCCUCCGUCUAGGAAGGGUGGUGGAAUGAAGCGGAAACGUGCUGCAUAA
Messenger RNA from Aspergillus ruber CBS 135680, 1044 nucleotides. It is a transcript of the gene rrp36, whose product is annotated as putative pre-rRNA processing protein. The record is from RefSeq and is a predicted model, not a curated record. The transcript has 2 exons. Gene Ontology annotation, cellular component: nucleolus; 90S preribosome. Bases 1 to 1044 code for a protein of 347 amino acids. NCBI's taxonomy places the organism in Eukaryota, Fungi, Ascomycota, Eurotiomycetes, Eurotiales, Aspergillaceae. Gene Ontology annotation, biological process: maturation of SSU-rRNA from tricistronic rRNA transcript (SSU-rRNA, 5.8S rRNA, LSU-rRNA).